GCCUCGCCUCUCCCCUCCCCCCCUCCGGCUAGCUUCGCUGCAAGGGGGCGGCCCUUGGAAACACCUCGCUUUAACACACAGCCUAUAAAUACAGCUCCUAGUAUGGGAGCCGGGCUAUGAGCUGCAGCAGGACUCAGGGACACCCGCGGAGCUGGUUAGGGAAAGCUAGGGAGCCGGCGCCUGGAGCUCGUGCAACUCGUUGUAACAGACACUUUCUCGCUCCGAGUCUGCAACUAGAAACUGGAGGGGGAACCCGUGGGAAAUACUGCUGAGCUUCUGGAAAGAGAUUUGUUGCGGACGAAAAGCCAGCGCGCUUCAUUUUUCCAAGGAGGGAAAAAAACCUGCUGCAAACUUCUCCUGGGCUUGGCGCCUGGUUUUGCCGGGCGCGCUACUUCCAUUUGAGCCGCAAGAGCUUCCUGGACUUGGGCGGCACACCCUCUCUUGCCGCAGCCGCCGGUUCGCCUCGCUCUCGCUGCACCCCGCCCAGCCGCCAGCAUGAUGCAGAUCUGCGAGUCCUACAGCCAAAAACACUCCCUCUUUAAUGCCAUGAACCGCUUCAUCGGGGCGGUGAACAACAUGGACCAGACUGUGAUGGUGCCCAGCCUGCUAAGGGAUGUGCCUCUCUUGCUGGAGGAGCUGGACUCGGGGGGCGGCUGCGCGGAGAGGGAGGCCCAACUGGCCCCCAACGGGGGCGCCUACUGCUCCCGCCGAGACAUGUACAGCCACUACGUGCUGCUCAAGUCCAUCCGCAACGACAUCGAGUGGGGAGUGCUGCAGCAAGCGGCCGAAGAGGCCAGCGGCAGGAAGAAGGAGAAGCUGAACGGCGGCGCCGGCUCUGUGGACAUUGGCCGGGGGAUCGCGGAGGACGCGGAGGCCGAGGAGGACCUGGAGAAGCAGUUUCAUUACCACUUAAGCGGACUGCACACCGUGCUCUCCAAGCUUACUCGCAAGGCCAACGUGCUAACCAACAGAUACAAGCAGGAGAUCGGAGCCAACAAUUGGGGGCACUGAUCUGGGAGGAGGAAGAGGUGGCCUGCCUGCCUGCCUGCCACGUUGUGAGAGUCUGAAAGAGGGAAUCAGUUGGGAAAGGCUAGCAAAGCUUGCUAGCAAGAAUGAAGUUGUGUGUGUGCUUGUGUGUGUGUGAGAGAGGGGUGAGGCGGGCCCCUGCCAGAGAGAGAGAGAGAGAAACUGUGUGGUCCUUGCAGAGAAACUGAGCAAAGGAGAUUAUCAAGGGUCACUAGUGAGCACUGGAAUGAAUGCAAAAAUGUUUAUUUGAAAGAAGAAUGUGAAGAUGAAAAGAUGGAAGGGACUGCUUUUCACACAAUGAAUAGUCUAGUAGCAGUUUGCUGUUGGCCCCUGUAGACUCUCAGGAAGGCAGGGUGAUGGUGAUGGAUCUCUGCCUGGAAUAACUGGCACAGGUAGGCAGCCAUACUUUCCAUGUUUUGAGGACUCAGAAUGAUGUACAGUGGCCCAGGCCAGUUACUGAAAAAGUAUGGAAAACUCUUUGUGUGUCCGUGUGAGUGUGAUGGCAGUACUAGUGGCAAUUGCAUCACUUCUUUCCUGUUUUGCACUACUUUUGUAACAUUAAUAUAUAUGUAUAUACAGUCUAAAUUCUCUUCUUUGCAUGCUCUUAGAACUGCAGUUUUUUUUACCAACGCACAAAAGUGUACAUUCGUCAAUACUGCCCUUUUUCUACAGGCAGGGUGAACAAUUAUUGUUUCCCCUUAAAUAAAGACACCCACAUUUCCAUAUUAUAUAUGAGCUGGUUAAUAUGAAACUGCAAAUAAGUCACUUAACAAACUAUAUAAUUAUGUUGCAGAGGAUAGAACCAGUUCACUAAUGUACAUCCUUAUUUCAAUGGAAAGACAUGGGGUCCCAUUGUUGUACAUGCAUUGAAGACUAUUUAAAACUUUUUUAUUCAGAUGUAGAGUAUAUUCUAAAAUAAAUAAGCAAUUAUAUUGACUAAAAUGGACUUAGCUGUUUUUUAUACUAGGCUGCUAAUUGAACUAAAUGCUUUUGCAAUACAAGAGUGGUAGAUACUAAUGGACUGUCCAAAACAGGUUUCUAAAAAAUGAGCUAAAUUAUACUACUGCAGGCACAGCUCUUGCAUGAGGAAGCAUCCCCAGAAGACGUCACAGAGCUGUUUCUGUAUUCUCCUCCCCCAUGACACACACACACAUUGCACUAGGUGCUUAGAGCUCUUAUAGGAAAUACUUUGCACACAGUGGUCGAGAAAGAGCUGGUUGGUUGUAACCAAGCUCUGCUCAAAUCAAUGGGCGUUUACCCCACUGACUCCAGUGAGAACAACUUCAGUUGUUUGCAGUGCAGAUUAUCCAGCCACCUUAAGUUGCUUUUCAGUACAGGGUAUAUUUAAUGCGUGGGGUGUGUGUGUGGGGGGGGGUGACCAAGGAAACUGAAUAUUAGCCCUUCUUAACAGUAUUUUAGUAAGCCCAUAGUUUGAUUUGAAAUACAUGUUGUAUACAAAGUGCAUGGAUACAAGUCAGUCUCUUUUAAACACAAUUACUUAAGAACAUAAUUACUACAUAAUUAGAUUUAGGUAGCCCAAAGUAAUUAAACUGUAUCAUUUCUGAACUGGAUGUUUUGUGCUUGAGUAAUGAAUUUUGAAUCUGCUUGUUCAUUCUGUGUAGGUUUUUCUGUUUUAAAUGAGAAAAUGUCUUGAGUGGAC
This is a messenger RNA of Eublepharis macularius, 2686 nucleotides long. It is a transcript of the gene MID1IP1, whose product is annotated as MID1 interacting protein 1. The transcript has 2 exons. The record is from RefSeq and is a predicted model, not a curated record. Gene Ontology annotation, biological process: regulation of lipid biosynthetic process. Gene Ontology annotation, cellular component: cytosol. Lineage: Eukaryota; Metazoa; Chordata; Lepidosauria; Squamata; Eublepharidae. The coding region runs from base 496 to 1011 and encodes 171 amino acids.